CCGCAACGAUGAUCGCGAAAAAGUGACACCCGGACGAGCGCGGUUUGCAGUUUUUCGAUUUUUUCCCCGUUGUUUCGGGCGGUCGGCGUUAUACCAUUACCACGCUUAACGUGCGGUAACCGCGGUCGUCGCGUUUUCGGUGAUUGGUGCGAUGUGUAAUUAUUAUUAUUGUAUCGUCGGGCAUUGACGAUUCCGGCUGGACCUGCGGCACAUCCAUACAGCGGUAAGACGCCAGCGGACGACCAACUCGGACCGCACAACUAUAAUAAUAUUAUUAUAGUCGACUACUCGGGAGAUCCGAGAUCGCGAUGCUUAUCAGUGGUACUUUAGCUGUCCAAUUGAAUUUAUAAACCUUGGCGAAUGACCUUCGUACGUUUCAGGGAAAUGGUACCAAAUUUGUUCUUAGUUGCGCUGUUUAUCAAUGUUCCCGAUUUAUGGGCCUCAGACAGACGGCACAGUCGCCACGCAUCGGUCGGCGGGGGCAUGACGAACCAACUCGACCCGAGAAACACGGCUGCAAUAAAUACCACUGCUUCUAGGAAGUUCUUGCAGGAGUUCCUACAGGAUAUCCCGCCACCAAUUAUCGGGCCGGUGUUCGACAAAACGGUGCCGAAUAACGUGACCGGGUUAGUUGGUAGAACCGCGUACUUACAUUGCAGAGUCAAGAACCUGGGCAAUCGAACCGUAUCGUGGAUACGACAUCGGGACAUACAUCUUCUCACUGCGGGGAGGUACACAUAUACAAGUGACCAACGGUUCGAAGCCAUUCAUGAACCGCAUUCAGAAAACUGGUCGUUAAGGAUAAAAUAUCCGCAAAAAAAAGAUUCUGGUAUAUAUGAAUGCCAGAUAAGUACAACUCCGCCCAUAGGUCAUCCUGUAUACUUAACUGUGUUAGAACCAACUACCGAAAUACUGGGAGGUCCGGAGCUGUUCAUUGAUCAGGGUAGCACGAUAAACCUCACCUGCUUGGUGCAGUUCGCACCGGAACCUCCACCGACCGUCGGUUGGACGCACGAAAAACAACCCAUAAAUUUCGAUUCUCCACGAGGCGGAAUAAGCCUGGUAACGGAAAAAGGGUCGACCACCAGCAGCAGAUUAUUAAUUCAAAAGGCGUCGUCUUCAGAUACCGGCUACUACUCUUGCGAUCCGUCAAAUGCAAAUUCGGCCACCGUCAGGGUUCAUAUAUUAAACGGUGAACAUCCGGCCGCGAUGCACCACGGCCAGGGCAGCAUCCCGCUGUGCCCACCGAUUGUCAGCGCCAUGAUCGUACCGUUUUUGCUCAUCUUCACUGCCAGAGACCUAUAGUACCGACAACGCACGCGUGUCUACCAGAAAUAUUUAAUAUUAUAUUAUUAUUAUUAUUAUCAUGUUUAAGUGUAACGAUGCAUAUUAUCAUUAUGAUACAACGGUAAAUGGGGGAGGGGUUCGAAUCUUUCCGAUUUCAGUGUAAAACAUAAUAUGCCUAUCGUAACAAUAUACUGUACAUUACGUACUCGUCGAGCGAUAAGCUCAAAAACGUCGACGACGCAGUGGACGAUUUUCAUGUAAGAUUUUAUAUUGUCUCUUGGGUCACCCAUAUAAUGUAAUAUUGUCGUCGCCACAUACGCGUGUCCGUUUCGCGUACAACACACACGCGUACUUAUAAUAGUAUUAUAAUAUUAUAAUAUUUCCGCGUCGGUUAGUGAUUUUUCCGUUACCCUUCAAUACAAUUGUUAUAAUAGUAUAACUUGCCCACCCACCUAAGCGUGUAUAAAAUUAAUAUAAUAAUAUAUAUAUAUAUUAUUAUUAUAUUUCUUUUUGUAUUAAACUAAACUGAAUUUAAUAAAUACCACACACACACGCGCGCGUUAGCGUACUUUAUUAUUAUCGAACCGUAUAUAACCGAGUACCUAGCAUGACAGAUAGGUAACCUCUACCUACGUAAUAUUGUGUGCCACCGUCAACAUUUCAUCGCAGUUGGUUUAUAAAACUUAUUCGUGCAAAAUCGUUUUUAUAACACCAAUUCAAUAUCGUGAAAUGCAUAAUCGCCUACAGAAGUAAUUAAUAUUGUGAACGGCUCCGAACCCACCAACACAAUAUAACCGACUUCAUAAUUAUUUUCUGCGUGUUUCCACAUGUCAGGCAAUCGAGUGUAAAAUGUAUAAACCUAGAAAGCAUUAGAAAGUUAAUUUUUAAUACUUCAAAAUGAUAAACAUUUUGCAGGUAAAUAUUUCUGGACAAUUUUAGGUUCUUGCGGUUUUUAUUGUAUAACGAUUAUGUAGAAUAAAGUACUACGACCUAUCUAUAUUAGUAUUUUAUCAAUACUUUGAUCUCAUAUAGUAAACUCAGCGUUGUUUUUUUAUUGAAAAUAAAACUAAUUAUUAUUUACGUCUAGGUACCUAUCGUAACAUUGUUACAAUAAUAUUGUUUUCUUUGCAUUUUUUCACAAGUCAGAUGUGGUUUAUGUUUUUUUUAGGAUAUGACGUAAAUUAUCAAAAACACAUGGAAUAUAAAUUUUUAAUAUGACGGCAAUUUGAAUACACCAGGCCAUAACGUUCAUUGUAAAUCAUACACUUUUUCAAUAAUAAUUAUUGUUCAAAUAAAAUAUUUUAUGAAGUAGAUUUAUACAUACUAUAUAUAUUAUAAUUAAAGAACCGUUGUUUAAAUCAUAUUAUAAUAAAUAAACUAAAACAAUUGUUUGUUAAAAUCUAUAAGAAAAACACUAUUGUAUUAUAGAUAACAAAACAACUCAAAUAAUGUGGAAGGGAAAUAAUAAAAAAGUUCUUACCACUAAUAUUAUUGUGUAAUACUUAAAAUUAAAAAUCGGUUAGCAUAGUGUAAAACACUUAUUUAUAAGUAUUUAUAAAAACGUAAAAUAGGUACAUAUAAUAAUGAGUAACGAUAAACAAAUCAGAUGCAUACACCUAAGUAAAUAUAUAUUGUUAUUACGUCUUAUUUCACAUUUUUUUCCUCUAAUUUCUAUAGUAGGUCAUCAGAAAAGCUGGUCAAUGUGGUAUAAAUAUUGUUUCAAAGUUUUUCUAAAAUUAGAAACUUGACUAUACCAAUUUACAUAUCACAGAAAUAAUAUUGGAUUGUAAUAUAAUGCUGUAAAAAACAAGACAGUUUCUAAAUUGAUUAUGAUUUGCCAAUUUAGUCCUGUAUUUUUAUAUAAAGUAUUAUAAAACAAUGGUCUUAAUUACAAAAGAUUCUAACUUUUCAUUAAAUAACAAUAAACCUAUACGAUUAUAUUUAAGCCACUUAAACAGCAGCCUAUACAUUACGAUACCAUUUAGUUAUUUCACCAUAACUAAAAGUUAUGAUUCAUGUAACAGCAAUUUGAUAUUGUGACUCGGAAAACAAAGUUUUUAUUUCUCGAAUACCUAAAAACCAUUUUGUACAGUAUAUAAACAUAUAACAUGUUUGUUAUAUAUAUAUAUCAAUAUAAUGUAUAAACGUAAUGUUUUAAAUGUUGUCAAGCGUUAUUGACAUAAGAUCAUUUUUUUUUUUGUUUGUUAGAUUAAAUUAGAAUAAAAUAUUCAAACAAAGGGUUGUCACGCGAAGAGAAUAAAAACGAUUAUUUAAUUCAUUUAUAAACAUAAUAAUAAUAUACAAUUUCUAUGAUGCUAUAAUUUGCAAACUACAGUUUUUUUUUUUAUUGAUAGUAGAUAAUAUUUACAAUCUUUACACAAUAAACUAUAAAGUUCUUAAUAUUACGUAUCAUAAAUAUUAUACAAUUUUUUUUUUUUUUUGAUGCGCCUAAAGCUAUAUUUAGAUUAAAAUUAUAUAGCAUAUUAUAAUAUAAUAUACCUAGUUACCAGGUAUAUAAACAUAUAAUAUAUAGGUAUUAUACAACGGUAUUUAAAAAAAAAUCCAACUUUCACUUCACAUUAAUCUAUAUUGUCAACUUUUCACGUCCAGUUUUAUUAUAAUAAUAUAUAUCAUCUUUGAUAAGUCUGAAUUUUAUUUAAAAGAAACGUUUUAAUUUUCAAGUGACAACCUGUAUAAAUAAAUCUUUAACACUGUGUUUUGUUAUUUAAAAUAAAGUUAUAUGUUACCUAUAAACUAUUAAAAUGUGUUUAUAAAAGAUUUAAGAUUUGUUUUUGUUGAAGAAAACCAACAAGUUCAUGUUUAGUAUUUAUUUUGUAAUUACUUGUUUAUAAUAUUAGGUUUAUAUAAUUACAUGUAUAUAUAAUUUAAUAUAAUUGUACAGUAAAUCUUAUCUUCGUUUUAUUGAAUCAAUAUUUG
This is a messenger RNA of Metopolophium dirhodum (rose-grain aphid), 4224 nucleotides long. RefSeq names its product zwei Ig domain protein zig-8-like. Gene Ontology annotation, biological process: synapse organization. Bases 361 to 1305 code for a protein of 314 amino acids. Gene Ontology annotation, cellular component: neuron projection membrane. The transcript has 9 exons. NCBI's taxonomy places the organism in Eukaryota, Metazoa, Arthropoda, Insecta, Hemiptera, Aphididae. The record is from RefSeq and is a predicted model, not a curated record.